CUCCAGUCCAGUCCAGGCAGCGUCCUGCAGCCACGGUUCGAGGCUCCGUCCCCCCCGGCUCUCCCCGGCGCGUCGCCCCCUUCAGGCAGCAGCAGGGAGCAGCAGGAGAGCCUGCAGAGGGAGAAGGAGGAGGCGCAGCGGAGGGAGAGAGACAGGGAGGCGGAGGAGAGGGAGAGGGAGAGGGAGAACCAGCGAGAAGAGGUGCAGAGGCUGCAGGGCUGCUGUGAGCAGCAGGACGGGCGUCUGAGGAGCCUGAGGGAGGAGCUGAGGAGGACCACGCUGGGCCUGGAGGUCUUCAUCAUCACCACACAGCACUACUGCCAGAAGGUCGAGUGCUCCUCACUGAAUGAGAAGGAACUGAACAAUGAAAUACAGAGGAUCAGACAUGAAGUGGCUGCGAACGCUGUCCAAUGGGAGAGGCUUCAGCGGGAGAAGGAGGAGCUGGAGGCGGGGUUUGAGCGUGAGCUCCAGGAACUGCAGCAACAGCAGGAGGCGGAGUUAGCAGCGGUGGAGGCCGGGCUCAGGAAGUGUCACUCAGGCGAGACGGAUCACCUGAUGGCGGAGCAUCAGUCAGAGGUGGAGGAGCUGAGGGCACAGCAGCAGGAACAGAUGGAGGAACUGACCAUCAACCAUCAGGCUGCUGUUCAGGAGCUGAGAGACAUGCACAACAUCACCAUGGCAACACUGCACGAGGAGCAUGUGCGCACUGUGAGGGACCUGAGGAAAGCCCAUGAGCAGCAGAAAAUUAUUCUGGAGGAGAAUUUUGAGAAGCUGCGACUUUCUCUGCAGGACCAGGUGGACACGCUCACAUUCCAGAACCAGAGUCUGAGGGACAGAGCAAAGCGCUUUGAAGAGGCUCUCAGGAGAAGCACAGACGAACAGAUAGUGGAAGCUCUGGCUCCAUAUCAGCAUAUUGAUGAAGAACUCAAGAGUCUGAAAGAAGUGGUGGAGAUGAAGAACCAGCAGAUACAUCAACAGGAGAGAAAGAUAUCUGAUCUGGAGAAAGUGGCCCAAAAGAACGUCUUCCUGGAGGAGAAGGUCCAGGUUCUCCAGCAGCAGAACGAGGACCUGAUGGCUCGUAUCGACAAGAACCUAGCUCUGUCCAGGCAGCUGUCCGAGGAGAACGCCAACCUCCAGGGCUCGGUGGAGAAGGAGAGCAGCGAGAAGAAGCGCCUGAGCCGCAACAACGAGGAGCUGCUGUGGCGCCUCCAGACCAGCCCCCUCAUGUCGCCCUCCUCCUCCCCCAUCCACCGCUCCUUCUCCUCCUCCCCCAUGCCCUCCUCCCCCUUCUUCUCUUCCUCGCCCACGGGGGGGGCCUUCGGGAGCGACUCCCCCGCCCAUUGUUGCGGCUACCCGGCAACCGCCUCCCACUGCCUCUCGCCGUCGCACAGGGCCGCGGCCAACCAGAAUCUCUCGCCGGGCCCGGCGACGCCGACGCAUCGGGCGACGACCAAUCAGAAUUACUCCCCGGGUCCGUCCACGCCGACUCACCGAGGGUCAGCCAAUCACUGUCAGUCGCCUGGCCAUGUUAACCCCCUGCAACGAUGAGCACUCUUGUUCGUCGCUUGGGGGGCUUUUCUCUCUUAUCUCGUACUUUCCGCUUCUCUCUGUUCCUUUCUCUUGGCCUCACUUUUCUCCUCCUUUCUGUCUCCCUCCACCCUCUCUCCCUCUCUCUUUCUCUCUCUUUCCACCCAUUCCCACUGGGCUUGGAAGUUGUCCUGUACCCACAGACAGUGUUGAAAUGUAACAUGUGGUGUUUGUUUUCAACCACUGCGUAGGAAUGCAGACUGUAGAUAUGAUUCCCCACUGCAUGGUCAUUUAUGUACAGAGGCAGACAGACAGGCUGACUGACUGACAGGCAAGCAGGCAGGCAGGCAGACAGGCAGACA
Osmerus eperlanus (European smelt) is the source of this 1889-nucleotide messenger RNA. RefSeq names its product microtubule associated tumor suppressor candidate 2a (gene mtus2a). The annotation marks the transcript as partial. The record is from RefSeq and is a predicted model, not a curated record. Gene Ontology annotation, cellular component: nucleus; cytoplasm. NCBI's taxonomy places the organism in Eukaryota, Metazoa, Chordata, Actinopteri, Osmeriformes, Osmeridae. Gene Ontology annotation, molecular function: microtubule binding. The transcript is spliced from 10 exons.